AUGCCACACAAGAUCAAUUUCGUAGUCGUUAGUUCAUCGGGACACGAGGAUGGCUUCAGCGCGAAAGAGCUGAUGGUUCAUGCACCAACAGUGAAGGGAUGGCGAUCACCCAGAUGCUGUCAGUAUCCACAGGAAAUUGUUCUGCAGUUGGUGGAGAGGUGUCGGAUUCGAAAACUGCAGUUGCUCGCUCACCAGUACAUGAUAUCAAGCCAAGUUGAGUUCUACGUCAGUGAAAGCUUGCCUGAAUACUUUGCUCCUUAUCAGUCCCAGAGAUUUCACAGGCUAGGUUACGUCCCUCUCUCGGACAAUGAGAAGACUGAUUUUAAGGCACGAGAGUUAAAAUCUGUGUAUAUGGAUGCAGUUGGCCAGUACGUGAAGCUGAUUUUCCAUAAAAAUUAUGUCAAUAAAUACAACUUAUAUGGUCAGGUUGGCCUAGUAGCUAUAAACAUUAUUGGAGACCCAGCAGACUGCAGUAACGACAGCAAUAACACGCCUUCCAGAGAGAAGCUGAUAGACCAGUACUUGGGAAUUAAGUCAGAUGAUCCUGCCUUAGAUGGGACUUACCUUGGGAAACCUGACUCCAUUUCACCUCUAGAUGAUUUGGCUUUUGACAUGUACCAGGAUCCAGAAGUUGCCCAGAUAAUACGCAGACUGGAUGAGAAGAAGCGUGAAGCUGUCCAUCACGAGUGCUACGAUUACGCCAAGAAGCUCAAACAAGCCAUUGCAGACUUGCAAAAGGUGGGGGAGUGCCUGGGGCGGUACGAGGUGGAGAAGCGCUACGCUAUAGAGAAAGAGGAUUAUGAUCUUGCUGAAGUGAAGAAGCAGCAAAUGGAAGUGUACCGCCUGAAAGUGUAUCAGCAGCUGGAGCUCCACCACCUUCUGGAUGCCCAGCUGAUGAUUCGAAAACCACCUCAACUGCCUUUGGAGCCCGUGAUUUAUCCUGACAGUCCUCAGCACACAAAAGCUACAAAUUCACCUCCUGGUGAGCACGCAGAACCGCAGAAGGAAGAACCACAGAGAGCAGAGCCUUUGCUGGAAAAGAAGGCAUCAGAUCCUGCUCCUGCUGAGCCCAUCAUUCCCCGUCAGUCUCCUUCUCCUCCUCCUCCUGAGACUUAUCCCACAGCCUCCAGGGAAGUUCUCCCCAAAGAAAAUGUCGAAUUUUUGCCGUACGAUGAAAGACCUCUUCCAGCUGCCUGUAAGCAGCCUGAUGAAGCAAUCGCGUACCUGGAGCCGGGGCUGGCUGCCGAGGAUACCAGCAGGACUCCAAGAAGUGGCAUUACUGGGGAACCAGAACCACUCACUGAGAAGGCGCUGAGGGAGGCCAGCCCUGCCGUUGAAGUUUUUGGAGAAGCUUUGGUUUCAGGAGCGUAUUCCAAAACUUGGUCAUGUCGAGAAGAUGCGUUACUGGCUGUGUAUAAGAAGCUGAUGGAAGUGUCGGUAGACACUCCGAAGGAGGAUUUGAAGAACAUGCUGAGGGCUGCCAUCUUUCUUGUAAGGAGAGCCAUCAAAGACGUAGUGUCUUCAGUUUUUCAAGCUUCCUUGAAACUUUUAAAGAUGAUCAUUACCCACUAUAUACCGACACAUAAACUAGGAAAACUAGAAACUUCUCAUUGUGUGGAAAAAACGCUUCCCAACUUGCUUUCUAGAACAGGAGACUCUUCAUCUCGUCUUCGCGUUGUGGCUUCUAACUUCAUUGAGGAAAUGGCACUGUGCAGUGAAGUUAAACCUCUGCAGAUUGUCCCAGUUCAUCUGGUCCAGCCAUUAAAGCCAAACUCCCCAGCCCAUCUGGCCAUGAGUCAGGUGGAGUUAGUGGAACGCCUCUUGAAAGUCUUAGGAACUCAGAACUCCGGGUUUACCGUCGGCAACAUCAUGAAGUUUGCAACAGGAGCUUUGCAACACAGAGUGUACGAAGUUCGUGAUGUAGCCUUGAGGAUUACCUUUGAUGUGUACAGGAAGGACAAGGCUGCUGUCCUGGAACAUCUUCCUCCAGAUGAUGCAAGCAUUCGCAAGACUGUUCUCUAUAAAACACUCUUUGAUGGAUUUUCUAAAAUAGAUGGUGAACUUUCCGAAGCUGAAAUCAGGGCACAGAGAAAGGCAGCAACAGAAAAAGCAGAGAAACAGAAGGAGGAAGAAAUUAAAGUUCUGCAAGGUCAGCUGGCAGCUCUAAAGGAGAUACAAGCAGAAGUUCAAGCUGGAAAGGAGAGAGAACCUGAUUUUCAGAAGCCAAGGAAUCAAGGUUACCAGUUAAACGAAAGCCCACAGUUUGCAGCCGGAGAAAUUCCAGAUGAUCAUUCCUCUGUUGCAAAGUACUUGGAUAAAUUAUGUAUUUUUUGUGGUGAAAGGGACGAGUCAUUUACAGAGGAAGGAUUGGAUCUCCAUUACUGGAAACAGUGCCCUAUGUUAACCAGAUGUAAGCAAUGCAAACAGGUGGUGGAGAUAGCAGGCCUGACAGAGCACUUGCUGACCGACUGCGAGAGAAAGGACAGCUUUGGGAGAUGUCAGCGAUGCAGCGAGGCCAUUCCAAGAGAUGAGUUGCCCAAACAUGUUCGGAGCAAGAUUUGUAGUCCUGCCAAGCCAGAAAAUGUGGCAAACCAUUGCCCAUUGUGCCAUGGAAACUUCUCCCCAGGAGAGGAGGCCUGGAAAUUUCACCUAAUGGGCAAAGACGGCUGCAAAAUGAAUCAACGGAGGUUACCCACACUGAAAAAACCCCUUCUGCUGCAGCCUGGCAAAGUAGGUGGCCAGUGUUUAAGGAAACCAGGUCCUUCAGGAGCAAAAGCUCGACCGCCCUCUACAGGAAGCAAGAUCCCAACCCCAAGAGCGGGCCCAACUAAAAGAACUGGCGAAACAUACUCGAAUCGAUGA
Molecule: messenger RNA, 2862 nt
Organism: Apaloderma vittatum (bar-tailed trogon)
Lineage: Eukaryota; Metazoa; Chordata; Aves; Trogoniformes; Trogonidae
Gene: CEP104
Product: centrosomal protein 104kDa
Exons: 21
Coding region: 1-2862 (953 amino acids)
Cellular component (GO): cilium
Source: RefSeq, a predicted model, not a curated record